This is a messenger RNA of Cynocephalus volans (Philippine flying lemur), 1581 nucleotides long. RefSeq names its product GC vitamin D binding protein (gene GC). The transcript has 13 exons. Gene Ontology annotation, biological process: vitamin transport. Gene Ontology annotation, molecular function: vitamin D binding; vitamin transmembrane transporter activity. Bases 1 to 1581 code for a protein of 526 amino acids. The record is from RefSeq and is a predicted model, not a curated record. Gene Ontology annotation, cellular component: blood microparticle; cytoplasm. Lineage: Eukaryota; Metazoa; Chordata; Mammalia; Dermoptera; Cynocephalidae.
AUGGCUAAAUUGGCCCCGGGUGUGGGAAGAUUCAAGCCAAAAGCCUUCUCAGUGUCCGCAUGUAAAAGGGAGCUGGUUCCUUUUGGCUACCAUCUUUUGGUUACCUCCCAUAAUCUACAGGACACAGGAGGUGCUGCAGGACUCCUGGGCAGGAAAAUGAAGAGGGUCCUGAUUUUCCUCCUUGCUGUAGCAUUUGGACAUGCUCUAGAGAGAGGCCGGGACUAUGAAAAGGAUAAAGUCUGCAAGGAACUCACCGAUCUGGGAAAGGAUGACUUCAAAUCUUUAUCACUAGUCCUAUACAGCAGAAAGUUUCCCAGUGGCACAUUUGAACAGGUCAGUCAGCUUGUGAAGGAAGUUGUCUCCUUGACCGAAGCCUGCUGUGCCAAAGGGGCUGACCCUGCCUGCUAUGACACCAGGACCUCUGCACUGUCGGCCAAGUCCUGUGAAAGAGACUCUCCAUUCCCAGUGCACCCAGGAACAGCGGAGUGCUGUACCGAAGAGGGCCUCGAACGGAAACUCUGUAUGGCUGCCCUAAAACACCAGCCACAGGAAUUUCCUACCUAUGUGGAGCCAACAAAUGAGGAAAUCUGUGAGGGAUUCAGGACAGAUCCACAGGGAUUUGCUGACCAUUUUUUGUAUGAAUAUUCCAGUAAUUAUGGACAAGCUCCUCUGCCACUUUUGGUCAGUUACACCAAGAGUUAUCUCUCUAUGGUAGGGUCCUGCUGUACUUCUGCAAACCCAACCGUAUGCUUUCUGAAAGAGAGACUCCAGAUUAAACACUUAUCGCUUCUCACUACCAUGUCAAAUAAAGUCUGCUCACAAUAUUCUGCUUAUGGGAAGGAGAAAUCAAGGCUCAGCCAUCUCAUAAAAUUAGCCCAGAAAGUACCUACUGCUGAUCUGGAGGAUGUUUUGCCACUAGCUGAAGAUGUUACUAAAAUCCUCUCCAAAUGCUGUGAGUCUGCCUCCGAGGAUUGCAUGGCCAAGGAGCUGCCUGAACACACAGUAAAAAUCUGUGACAACUUAUCCAAGAAAAAUUCUAAGUUUGAAGACUGUUGUCAAGAAAAAACACCCAUGGAUAUUUUUCUGUGCACUUACUCCAUGCCAGCUGCCCAACCACCUGAGUUGCCAGAUGUCGAGUUGCCCACAAAUAAAGACGGGUGUGAUCAAAAAAACACCAAAGCCAUGGAUCAGUAUAUAUUUGAACUAAGUAGGAGGACUCACAUUCCAGAAGUAUUCCUCAGUAAAGUACUUGAACCAACCCUGAAAAGCCUUGGUGAUUGCUGUGACUCUGAAGACUCUACUGCUUGUUUCAAUGAUAAGGGUCCUCUACUGAAGAAGGAACUAUCUUCUUUCAUUGCCAAGGGACAAGAACUAUGUGCAGAUUAUUCAGAAAACACAUUUACUGAAUACAAGAAAAAACUGGCAGAGCGACUAAGAGCAAAAUUGCCUGACGCCACACCCACUGACCUGGCAGCGCUGGUUGACAAACGCUCAGACUUCGCCUCCAAGUGCUGCUCCACAAAUUCACCUCCUCUUUACUGUGGCUCACAGAUCGAUGCUGAAAUGAAAAAUAUCCUGUAG